This is a messenger RNA of Physcomitrium patens, 1114 nucleotides long. RefSeq lists its product as uncharacterized. Lineage: Eukaryota; Viridiplantae; Streptophyta; Bryopsida; Funariales; Funariaceae. The record is from RefSeq and is a predicted model, not a curated record.
AGUCCACACCUGCUUCGUCGCAUCAUCACUCAUUCAUUCCCUCGGACCAUGCACAUCUCUGCGCACCACCCUCGUCGACCAUCAAUACCACCCCCAGCUUUAUGCACAGUCUCCCAUGAUUUCCUCUUCAUCGUCGGGCCAGAUUCGCAUGCUUUUCCUUGUAACUUAGUGGUGGAUUGUAGUCGCACUUGUUAUUGGCAACUCGGAAAUUUCUAUAUUCCAACGUGGAGCUGCAGACUCGGAGAAGGCGCUGUUGCGUUGGGGUGUGCAGACUACGAUGGAUCUUUUGGUGUUGUUCCCACUGGAGUCCCUGUGCAAUACUUUUCCUGCGAGCAAACCUGUGCAGAAUGUCUUGAAUGGCAAGGACCUACUCGCAGUGAAAAGUUUGGUUCCGACAGUGAACGGAGCUCUUACGAAGGACGCGAGCAGUGAAAACACUGCAGGUGUGGAAGCUGAGACUGGAAGUUUAGUUCGGGGAUAACAGCUCUAGCGUUGAAGUCCCCCCAAGGGCAGGCUGUCAAGAGCUGGAUCGUCGAGUGGUCGCCUGGACUACUGUGCCAUAUCUUACUUGACUUGAAUCCUUAUCCAAGGUACUAGAUGAUGUUCUCGCCGAACAAUAAUUGCCUUACAAAUGAGUCUAGGGUUUGCAUCAACCCGCCGAUAUGAACACACAGAUAAAAGAAACUAGAGUAAAGAUCCCAGAUUGGGACCUUUGCGAUGGCAGGAUGGCCAUGGUUGUGGCGUGAGUGAGGUGCUUGUGAAAACGUUCACAAGCAACUAUUACACAGUGCAUGAUAUUUUGGGCACUGCUGUGGCUCCUGCAUCUUCUCCUGAAUUUUAUUAUUUAACUCCAGCUACGUUUCCCGAGCCAUUCGUUGUUUCAGUUGUUGAAACAUGGAGUUGGGAGCCUGUGCUUGGGCGAUGGAAUGACGGAGGUAGUUAUCAACUUUAGAAUCUAAAUUAUGAAGCAAAUCAAAAGUUAUACAAUGAUAGAUAGAUACAUAGAUAGAUAGAUAGAUAAAAAGAAUGUUGAAAUACUUUCCGAGCUAUCAAACAUUAUCAUGCUUCAUCAUAUGUCCUUGGUUUCAAAAUGAACUGCAGUGUUUCAUGAGAA